Molecule: messenger RNA, 908 nt
Organism: Suillus clintonianus
Lineage: Eukaryota; Fungi; Basidiomycota; Agaricomycetes; Boletales; Suillaceae
Product: OPT oligopeptide transporter protein-domain-containing protein
Exons: 4
Coding region: 395-739 (114 amino acids)
Cellular component (GO): fungal-type vacuole membrane
Molecular function (GO): oligopeptide transmembrane transporter activity
Source: RefSeq, a predicted model, not a curated record
GAACGUCGGCGUCACUCUCCUUGGUGCGUCUGCAUUGCAUUAUACGCUGAAGCUGACAUUUACUUUGUAUCUUGCAGCGAUCAUCUUCGCUUUCUUAUUCAGCCUCAUGGGCUGCGAAAGCGAGGGUCGGACGAGCAUGAAUAUUGUCACCUCAGCUGGUGAAUUUACCAAGCAGUCCAUUGUUUACGGGCGCUGACGGACUGGAUGCUGACAGGUAAUGCUUCACAACUGAUAUUUGGAGGUUGGAAUGUUGACGCUAGGCAAGUACAAUGAAUCGUUUAAGGCAUGACAAGCUGAUAAAACACCGUGAAUCAAACAGGUGCUUCAGAACAAGGUCUCACAAUUUUCUUAUUAAGACACAGAAUAUCUGUUGAUACUGCAAUUAGCCGGACAUAUGGUCCAGGACCUGAAGACCACGCACCUUCUCCGAUCGUCUCCCAGGGCUGUAUUCGUUGCUCAACUCCUCGGAUCCGUGGUAUCAAUUGUUGUAUCAGCUAGUCUCUACGUCGUGUUUUCGACCGCUUACCCCUGUAUUAAUGACUUGACUCACACGACGUGCGCAUUCUCCACGCCUGAGGUGCAGUCAUGGCGCGCAGUGGCUGUUGCUGUGUCCUCAACUACGUUGCCCAUCCCACCGUCUUCAGGGUAUACGGCCAUUGCACUUGGAUUGACGGCCAUCAUGUCUGUCGUGGCAAAGUAUACGGUGGUUCCUCCAAGAUAUCACGACUUCAUACCGUGAGUGGUCGUGGUCGUGUUUUACUGAUUGCGUCUGACAAGCACACGAAGCAACUUCAAUGCUCUUGCAAUCGGGAUGAUGCUGAAUGUGGCCUCGUACCCUCUGGCGAUGGUUUUGGGGUCGACUCUGGCGAUCUUUUGGAGAAGAAAGUACUUUGACAGCUACCAGAUAU